Molecule: messenger RNA, 4142 nt
Organism: Macaca mulatta (Rhesus monkey)
Lineage: Eukaryota; Metazoa; Chordata; Mammalia; Primates; Cercopithecidae
Gene: PEAK3
Product: PEAK family member 3
Biological process (GO): protein phosphorylation
Cellular component (GO): focal adhesion; actin cytoskeleton
Molecular function (GO): protein kinase activity
Source: RefSeq, a predicted model, not a curated record
UCCAGCAGGCAGGGCUGUUACCAAGCGGGAUGCGGGAGACGCUUUUCUUUAUUGGCCAGAGCACGGAGAGGGGCGGGGAUUUGUCCACAGUCACACAGCCAGGCGCGGCAGAGCCGGGAGGGUCCUCGCCCACACUCCGCAUUCGGGGGCCCUGGGAUCGGGCAGGGGGCCGCUGGGGGCUCCUCAAGAUGCUGCCACAGGAGGGGAGGCGGUUCCCGGGGAAGUGAAACCCACAGACCCCACUUUCACCUUCUCCAGGGACAGCCGUCACCACGUUCUGUGCCCUCCCUACGGUGGGCCAGCUCUGCCCCUCUGCCCAUCUCACAGGGCUCCUCACUGCCCCUACCCCAGCCUGGCAUCUGAGGCUGUCAGCCCUGGUGCUAUUGACUUUCAGAUCCCACCUCCUGGUCUCCGUCCGGGCUGUCCCCUCCGCCCGGGAUGCUGUUCCCGGCUACAUCCUGUCCUCUGAGGGCGGGCAGGGGAGGGGGCGGCCGCAGUUGGUGGGGAAGUGUUGCCGAAAUGCCCCCGCCCCACCCCGGGCUGCGGUCUGACAGUUGGCCGGACGUUUUCCUGUCAGCUGCCGGCGCUAGGUCAGACCCCUCCUGCGAGGCCAGGGGCUGUGGCCAUUGGGAGUUCGUCCCCCAGGACCCCUCCUCCCCCAGAGGGCACGCCAGUCUUGAAGCAACAUGAGCAGCCCGGAGACUCCCACAGAGCCCCCCGAGCCCGACGACCCCACCUGGUCGACUCAGCCCACAUAUAGCAACCUCGGUGAGAUCCGUGCCCACCUGCUGCCCUCCAAGGCCUGCCGCCCCCGGACCCCUGGGUCCUGCUCCACCGACCCACAGCCCCUGCCCCCACCCCUGCCCAAGAAAAUCCUAACCCGGACCCAGUCACUGCCCAACCGCAGGACCUCCCAUGCCAGCUCUAUCCAAGUACAGCUGCCUCGGAGGCCCUUUCUGGGGUCCCACAGUGUGGACAAGAGCCAGGCUGAGGUGGGACCAGCUUGUGCCCCUGCAGAGCUGACCUUUGGCCUGACUGAUGCCCCGCUGGGCCUCUCUCUCCGCAAUCUGCACAGUCCAGAGGCUGUGCACGCUGCAUUGGCUGCCCGGCAGCUGCAGGGCCUCCAUGCCAUCUAUGCCCGGCUCCGUGCCCGGUUCAUGGGGGGCCACCCCGGGCCCUGCCGCCCUGGCCACGGCUUCCGCCUCCUGGACAGCUCGCCCUGCGCAGAGAGCGGGGAUGCCCUGUACUACCGCGUGGUACGCGUGCAUGACGACGCCUGGCACAUCCUGGUCGCCAAGGUACCCAAGCCCGGGGCGGACGUGCCCCACCCGUGGGGCCUGGAGCUGCAGGCCUCCCUGUCUCCACACUUCAAUCUACAGGGGUUGUGUGGCGUGGUGCCUGAAGGCACACUGCCCGGGGCGCCCUGGAGAGGCGCGGUGGCGCUGGCAGCGGAGGUGCCGGAGCGCACGGUGGCGCAGUGGCUGGUGGAGGCCUGCACGCAGCCGCCGGAGGAGUUCGUGUGGGCCGUGGCCCUGGUGCUGCUGCAGCUGAGCGCGGCCCUGGAGUUCCUGGAGGCGUGGGGCGCGGCCCUGGUCGAGUUGCGGCCAGAGAACUUGUUGCUGGCGGCACCUCGGGGCUGUGCGGCGACUGGGCACGCGCGCCUACUCCUCGCUGACUUUGGCCGCGUCUGUCUGCAGCCCCCCGGACCCCCGGGCUCCCCGGGCCCCCACGCGCCGCAGCUGGGCAGCCUCCUCCGCGAGAUGCUCGGCCUUGCUACGCCCUCGACCACGCCUUUGACCGCGGGCCUGGAGCGCCUGGCAGCACAGUUGACCCGCUUGCAGCCCUCGGCGUCCCGGACGCGGGGCGCGCUGCAGGCGCUGCUCUGGGGGCCGGGGCCUGAGGUGCGCGGCCGCGGAGCGCCGGUCGGUCCCUGGCUCAGGGCGCUCGGGCCCUGGCUGCGGUUGCGCCGUGGGCUGCUGGUCCUGCGCCUGGCAGAGCGGGCCGCAGGUGGGGAAGCGCCCAGCCUCGAGGACUGGCUGUGUUGCGAAUACCUGGCCGAGGCCACCGAGUCCUCUAUGGGCCAGGCCCUGGCGCUGCUGUGGGACUGAACCCAACCCAGGGCGAACACACCUGGUCCAGGCCUGCCCAGGAGGCAGGGCUGGGGCUGAGGUCAGCGUCUCUAUGAUCGCCAAGACGACCUCCUCCUGCAGCAGAAAGAGCAGCGCCCCCCUCCAGAGUCUCCCCUCUCGUGCUGGCGAUGUGGGUCAAGGGCUUCCCAGGAGUGCAGCUACCCCUGCAGGGCUGGGGGCUGGCCAGCGCCUCCUGUGUGGGCAGCAGCUGCCUGAAGCCAGGGCCCCCAGGCCACUUCCAGGUGUGGACACCCCCGCUGAUGAGUGUCUCUCUGUAUUCCACCUUCCCCGGCAGCCAGGGCGCUUUUCCGCGGUGGGUCCUGUCAUUGUCUCCCUGAGAGGCCAAUGCCGGGACCAGAGCAUUCCUAGCCCUGGAGCACCCCCUUGUGCUGAAGACGGCCAGCGAUUUUGGGCAUGUCCCUCGUGGAGAAUUGCUUGGUGGUGACACAGGAAGGGAAGGCUCCCUGGGACCCUAGACACCCAGCUCAUCUCAGAGGCGUCUGGACUCACCAUCCCUAAAACAGUCCCCGCAGUUCCCUGCCACCUCCCCACAAUCCCUCUGCACCCACCCUGCCUCCCUUCCUGUUCCUCCAUGACACACUAACUUGUUUCCCACCCCCAAGCAUCUGUGCAGGCUGUUCCCUCUGCCAUACUGUUCCAGUUCCACUUGAUCUAAACAAAUAAAGGUGCCCCCUCUGGGCCCUCGCUAGCUCCUUACCCUUCGUUCUCCGCCCACUCCCAGGAGCGUUUAUUCCUCUGUUACUGUCCCCAAGGCUGUGAGUUCCCUGGGGGCAAAGGCCAGGCUUGGCACACGGUAGGGGCUCACUUAAUACUGCAGGAUGAUGGAAUAAACAGGCACAGAGGAGACUCACUGGAGGGGAGUGCAGUCUUUAUGCCUCUGACACACCGCACUGCACUUGCCUGUGGCCUGCUUCCUGGAGACUCACAGUUGCCCUUCCAUUCCAUUCCCCAUGGCAGUCCUGGGAGGAUCUUUCCAACCCCAGAUAUGAGGUCCCUCUCCAGCUCAAACACCUCCCAUGGCUCCCCAGUGCCUCAGAAUACAUACAGGUCUCUUCCAAAGUCUCCUCAGUCUCCAACCCCAUGUCAUUUAUCCCUGGAGGUACUUUCCGGCCUCUACGCCUUUGCCCAAGUUGGUUUUUACGCCGGAAACAGCCCCCUCUACUCUGGUUCAGACUCCUAUUCAUCCUGCAACACCUCAGCUUUAACACCCCUUCUCUGCAUUUGCACUGCCCAAAUGAGCUGGGAGUGUCUGUGUUCACAUCUAUCCUCCCAGCCGACCCCACCAUGUUCAAACGGCUGAAUAUCCCCCUGCCCCCGCUCGCCAAGGCUACAAUCUCUUCGAGCGCCUUUCCUCCUCUUUCCAACCGGUUUCCCGGCCAGGCCUGGCCCUGACUUUCCGGGUGAUGCUCCCGGAUGCGGCCGGGAGGUGGCGCAGCGCCGCGCAAACGGCGGUGGUCGCAGACGCGGAAGCGCUCCAGGCCUUGACGCCGCCGGAAGUGCUCCUGCCCUGAACGGCGCUGCAGGUCCAAGGGGGCGGCCAGUAACACGGUGACCCAAAGGAGUCAGGAACAGACAUCCCCAUGCGCAGGCCCAGGCUGGGGCGGAAGGGGACGCGAUGCAGGAAGGGCCUCCCAGCGAACAGUAGCAAGGCUGACGCCAAGCUGAGGGCCCAGGCCUCCCAGCCGAGGGGGUCUCCUCCGUGGGAGGCGUCCUGCAGCUGCCCUGGUGACAAGUCCCCUGCGACCCCUCUACCCAGGGCCCUCUGUGGUCCCAGGCACUCCUCCCACCAGCCCCCGGCGUCACCACCACGGAGCCAUGUGCAUGGGGUGUAAUCACUUUAUUGGUUUUCGGAGAGCAAUAGAGGGGAUUAAUACCUAAUCUUUCCAAGUUAAAAGACUAAGACUGUUUCCAAAAGACUCCAAAUAAGAAACUUCUCCUCAAAGUACAAGGAUAAUCUGAAUCAUCUUAAACCAGCAAUAAAAAAGUAAAAUA